ACUAUAACCGAAAGACAUAAUCUGGGUGGUGAGUUUGUAGGACCUUACAGCCUGUCUUGGCCAACAGGGUGCUCACUUCGUUCAGCUUUUCUGAGGUUCCAAAGUCCACUGCCAUCAUGUCUGACACCGAGGAAGUUGAUCAGGAAUACGAUGCCGUAGAAGAGGAGAUAGUAGAAGAAGUAGAGGUGGCCCCUGAGGCGGCCCCUGAGCCAGAGCAAGAGCCAGAGCCAGAGCCUGAGCCAGAACCAGAGCCAGAACCAGUGGUAGAACCAGAGCCAGAGCCAGAGCCUGAGCCAGAGCCUGAGUCUGAAGAGGAGAAGCCAAAAUUCAAGCCCACCGCUCCUAAGAUCCCAGAUGGUGAGAAAGUGGACUUUGAUGACAUCCAGAAGAAACGUCAGAACAAGGACCUGAUGGAGCUGCAGGGUCUGAUCGAUGCUCACUUUGAGUGCAGAAAGAAGGAGGAAGAGGAGCUGAUCGCACUCAAGGAGAGGAUUGAGAAGCGUCGUGCAGAGAGGGCUGAGCAGCAGAGGAUCCGUGCUGAGAAGGACAAGGAGCGCCAGACCAGACGUGAGGAGGAAAGGCGGACCAAGGAAGAGGCAGACGCCAAGAAGAAAGCAGAUGAAGAUGCCAAGAAGAAGUCAGCUCUGUCCAGCAUGGGCUCUAGCUACAGCAGCCACCUGCAGAGGGCUGACCAGAAGAGAGGUGGAAAGAAGGAGACUGAGAGAGAGAAGAAGAAGAAGAUCCUGGCUGCCAGACGCAAGGCGCUCAACAUCGACCAUCUGAGUGAAGACAAGCUGAAGGAUAAGAUCAACGAGCUCCACGAAUGGAUGCACCAGCUGGAGUCGGAGAAGUUCGACCACAUGGAGAGACUGAAGCUGCAGAAGUACGAGGUUACAAGACUGCGUAAGAGAGUGGAGGAGCUCAGUAAAUUCAGCAAAAAGGGAGCUGCAGCUCGCCGCAGAAAGUAGAUUGUCUCAGUCCGUACUGCUCACAAACCAAACUGUGCUCGUGGACAGACGCAAGUUGAAACAACGUACACUGUGGCGCAGACUGCAUCUUUGGAGAAACUCUUAAUGCUGAGGUCCACCCGGCAGCCCUGACACAUGCAGCCAGGAGCCUGUAGAACCCGCUGUCCGACUGGAAGAAUAAAAUCAUGAAAUCUAUUUGCCAUCACGCUUCCUCGCACUCAACUGUUUGGUUCUCAGUAUUUUUGUAAAUAAAGUGUGACUCUUCAAACCAU
This is a messenger RNA of Nematolebias whitei (Rio pearlfish), 1240 nucleotides long. It is a transcript of the gene tnnt3a, whose product is annotated as troponin T type 3a (skeletal, fast). The coding region runs from base 117 to 968 and encodes 283 amino acids. Gene Ontology annotation, cellular component: troponin complex. Gene Ontology annotation, molecular function: troponin C binding; tropomyosin binding; troponin I binding. Gene Ontology annotation, biological process: sarcomere organization; regulation of muscle contraction; muscle contraction. The transcript is spliced from 14 exons. Lineage: Eukaryota; Metazoa; Chordata; Actinopteri; Cyprinodontiformes; Rivulidae. The record is from RefSeq and is a predicted model, not a curated record.